UUGUUUAACGCAAUGCACUGAUGUUUGAAUGAAAUGCAUUGCUAUUAGUAGUGUUGUAACAAUCAGUCCAUAUGUCAUAACUACCGGUGCUCUCCAUUCAAACAAUUCACUGUAAAAACUGGUAUUUAAAAGUCCUGUCGACGAAAGCCUUUUUUUUGUUAGUUGUAUGGGAUUUACAAAACAAUUACUCAAAACAGUCAUAACUGGAGUACACGUAAUACAAUUGAGACGACUUUACCGAAGUCCACAACUUAAUCAUACAAAACGUGCCGCCGAUUGGGCCAAAAACAAGUUACCAAAGUAUCGGAUACUCUACGUCGACAAAGUUAUGUCACAAACCGAUCCAGAGAUUGCCGCUUUGCUGGAACCGCUGCGGCUGUCAGUUAAAGAGCAAGGUGAUAUCGUGCGGACAUUAAAACAACAAAAUGCACCCGAAGUGGACGUUAAGCGAGCUGUCAAUGAGCUUAAGGCCCGCAAAAAGGUAUUAGAGGACAAAGAGUUAUCACUGGCGCCAAUCAAUGCCGGCUUUGACAGAGCUCUACUCGAAGAGCUUCUUAAGAGACGUUUCUUUUAUGAUCAAUCAUUUGCUAUUUACGGUGCAAUCGCCGGUCAAUUUGAUUUCGGACCGAUGGGUUGUGCGAUGAAAACUAAUUUAUUGAACGUCUGGCGCAACCAUUUCGUUCUCGAAGAAAGUAUGCUUGAAGUUGACUGCACUGUACUGACACCCGAACCGGUACUGAAAGCCUCGGGACAUGUCGAGAGAUUUGCCGAUUUGAUGGUCAAAGAUGUAAAGAAUGGCGAGUGCUUUCGAUUGGAUCAUCUGAUUAAAGGACAUCUCGAGAAACUAAUGGCUGACAAGAAGUGUAGUUCCGAUAAAAAGAAUGAAUAUGAAGACGUUAUUAUCAAAUUAGACGGAUUUUCAAAGGAAGAGAUGAACGAUAUUCUUAGAAAAUAUGACAUUAAGAGUCCCAUUACUGGCAAUGAGGUGACGGAUGCCAUUGAGUUUAAUCUGAUGUUUAGUACAUUAAUUGGACCGUCGGGUGCUGUGAAGGGUUUUCUUAGACCAGAGACAGCACAGGGAAUAUUUGUUAACUUCAAGCGACUUCUGGAGUUCAAUCAAAAGCGUCUUCCAUUUGCCGCCGCACAGAUUGGCAACGCUUUUCGUAACGAAAUAUCACCGCGAAGUGGACUAAUUCGGGUCCGAGAGUUUACUAUGGCUGAAAUCGAACAUUUUGUUGAUCCUACAGACAAAACACAUCCAAAAUUUGAGUCCGUAAAAGAUGUCAAAUUGACAUUGUAUUCGGCGUGCAAUCAAAUGGAUGGCAAACCAGCUCAACAGGUGACCAUUGGACAAGCAGUUCAAGACAAGACAGUGGCCAAUGAAACGUUGGGUUAUUUUAUGGCUAGAAUUUACUUGUUUAUGGUUAAAGUUGGUGUCGAUCCGAAAAGGUUGCGCUUUCGGCAGCAUAUGUCCAACGAAAUGGCACACUAUGCCACUGAUUGCUGGGAUGCAGAGUGUUUGACCUCAUAUGGUUGGGUUGAAUGUGUUGGUUGUGCUGAUCGAUCGUGUUUUGAUUUGACUCAACACACGAAAGCUACACGAGUUAAGUUAGUGGCAGAGAAAGACCUACCGGAGCCGCGACAGAUCGAGAUGUUCGAGUGUUUGCCAAACAAACCGGUAAUUGGAAAAGCAUUUAAAGCGGACGCAAAAGUUAUCACUGAAGCGCUUAAGGAUUUAGAAUCAGAUGAUAUACUUAAGUAUGAGAAAGAAUUUGAAACAAACGGAGAGUUUGUUUUGAAAGUUAACGACAAAGAGUUUAAAAUUAGCAAAGAUAUGGCUUCAAUAAAACGAUCGCAAAAGACAACACACGUGGAAGAGAUCACACCAGGAGUGGUGGAACCGUCAUUCGGUAUCGGAAGGAUUUUGUAUACCAUUUGGGAGCACAGCUUUCGGAUCAGAGAAGGUGACGAUCAGCGAUCGUAUCUAAGUUUGCCAGCAGUUAUCGCUCCAAUCAAGUGUUCGGUUUUACCCCUCAGCGGUAAUGCUGACUUCCGGCCUUUGGUAAAGAAAAUAUCUGAAUUGUUGACACAAAAUGAAAUCUCUAAUAAAGUGGACCAAAGUGGCGGCUCAAUUGGUCGCCGAUACGCCAGAACCGAUGAGAUAGCCAUUCCGUACGGUAUUACCAUUGACUUUGAUAGUCUUAAGGACCAAACUGCUACACUUCGCGAGAGGGACUCAAUGGAACAGAUUAGAGCACCGAUUGAAGAGUUGGCCGCAAUUGUCAGCGAUUUGGCAAAAGGCAAGAGAAGUUGGAGUGAUAUUAAAGUAAAGUAUCCACUCUUUGAACAACAAGAGUCCACAGCUAAGAGUGCUUAAGAUAAUUGACAACAAAUUUAAAAAAUCAAUCAAUCAUUCAUAAUAACUGACAAUUGGUUUUAUAU
Oppia nitens is the source of this 2442-nucleotide messenger RNA. It is a transcript of the gene GlyRS, whose product is annotated as glycine--tRNA ligase-like. Gene Ontology annotation, molecular function: ATP binding; glycine-tRNA ligase activity. Gene Ontology annotation, cellular component: mitochondrion; cytoplasm. The transcript is spliced from 3 exons. The coding region runs from base 167 to 2377 and encodes 736 amino acids. Lineage: Eukaryota; Metazoa; Arthropoda; Arachnida; Sarcoptiformes; Oppiidae. Gene Ontology annotation, biological process: mitochondrial glycyl-tRNA aminoacylation. The record is from RefSeq and is a predicted model, not a curated record.